This is a messenger RNA of Cryphonectria parasitica EP155, 1545 nucleotides long. RefSeq names its product general substrate transporter. The record is from RefSeq and is a predicted model, not a curated record. Gene Ontology annotation, biological process: transmembrane transport; carbohydrate transport. NCBI's taxonomy places the organism in Eukaryota, Fungi, Ascomycota, Sordariomycetes, Diaporthales, Cryphonectriaceae. Bases 1 to 1545 code for a protein of 514 amino acids. The transcript has 9 exons. Gene Ontology annotation, cellular component: membrane. Gene Ontology annotation, molecular function: carbohydrate:proton symporter activity.
AUGACCGUCUUUGGGCCCAAAACAUAUGCAUGGUUCUGUGCGCUGUCUGCUGCGCUGUGCAAUUCAUAUUAUGGCUUUGAUGCCUCGGUAUACAAUGCGGUCCAGGGCAUUGACAACUGGAAAGAUUGGAUGGGGGACCCCGGUGCCGAGACCAUAGGUGGGGUCAAUACGGCCUACUCAGUCUGUGCUAUUGUCUCUGGCUGGUUCCUCGCUGCCCCUUGUGCCGAUUUUCUAGGCCGGAAAUUCGCAAUGGCCAUCGGAAGUAUCCUGAUCAUGAUCGGUGCUAUUCUUGAGACGUUCACGAAAAGACAUACUCUGGGCAUGUUCAUUGCAGGCCGCGCGAUCAUUGGAUUGGGUCAAGGAAUCGCCCUCUCUGCCGCUCCAGCAUACAUUGGCGAGAUCACACCGCACAAGAUACGUGGUAUAGUCAUGACCUUUUGGCAGGUCUGCUACAGCAUUGGUCUCUUCUUUGCCUUCUGGAUCAACUAUGCCUGCACCAAGUAUACUUCGCGUCUGCCCAAGAACUGGGACUGGAGGAUCGUGUGCAUCUUCCAACUCCUGGUCCCUGUAUACGUCCUCACAAUCCUUCCUUUCUUGCCGGGAUCUCCAAGAUGGUACAUCAAGAACGGCAAGACAGAAAAGGCCCGCAAAGCUCUACUCGCGACUCGACCUACUCCAGAAGGAGCCGAGGAAGAACUGCAAUCCAUCAUCCAGGCCGUCGAGUUCGAAAAGACCAGCACAGAAACGUCCGCCGGCUACUCCGCCCUGUGGAAGGACAGGUCUGUUCGGAAGCGACUGUUGCUUGCCAUUGGCAUGAAUGCCGGGCAGCAGCUGACGGGCCAGGGCUCCCUCUCCACCUACUCGACCAAGAUAUACGAGAAGGUCUUCUCGUCCUCGUCCACCAUCGCCCUGAUCAACGCCUUGAAUGCCACCUUCUCGAUCUUGUUCUGUCUGAAUGUCACAUGGAUUGUUGAGCGGUGGGGUCGCAAGGUGUUAUUCAUUGUCGGCGGUAUGGGUAUGGCAUGCUGCAUGCUUAUCGUUGCGACCGUUGAGACCCAAACGCCGACAACAGCGGAUGGAGGCAAGUCGCACUCGGUCGGUGUCGCCAUUGUCUUCCUCCUGUUCCUCUUCAUCUUCUUCUACAAGCCGUCUUGGGGCGCCGUCACCUGGAUCUGGACCUCGGAGAUCUUCAGCCUCAACGUCCGCGCCCAGGGAGUAGGCAUGGCAGGCCAGACACAGAAUAUCGCAAACGCUAUCGUCCAGCAGUUCUUCCCGACCUUCCUGAACAACUGCGGCUUCUACGCGUUCUACAUGUUUGCCGGCAUCAACUGUCUUCUCGUCCUCUAUGUCAUUUUCCUCAUCCCAGAGACCAAGGGUGUCCCGCUUGAGGAGAUGGACAAGCUUUUCGGCGGUGCCAAUCACGUCCAGGCCGGCGCAGAGAUACUACAAGAGGAACAAAUGCAGGUCGACCAGCACAAACCCAAGAGCGAUCAUAGUAGCACCCAUGGGGAUGUUACCGCCAAACCCGAGGCAGAGUUAGUCUAA